Molecule: messenger RNA, 1497 nt
Organism: Cyclocybe aegerita
Lineage: Eukaryota; Fungi; Basidiomycota; Agaricomycetes; Agaricales; Hemipholiotaceae
Source: the annotation of a GenBank genome assembly
AUGGGUUUCUGGAGCCUCUUCUCAUACUCUGCCGAGACCAGAGUCAAUGCUGCUACAGGCGAGCAGCAAGUGACUAUCAAGUCGACCAGCGUUAUUGCAUCAGUCGACGAUGCUCCGUCCUCCUCUGUUGGAUUUGGCCCGUCUAUUGAAAACGCCCAGGCAGAUGCUACCCAAAGUACUCCUUCAGGUCCGACGGAAGCAACUGUCACAUCCUCCAUUCAGCAGAAGAGACCUCCGGACGACCCCGUUGUCGCACAUCCCCGCAAGUUUUGGCGACUUGGGUUUGCGCGAAAGCGCCCGACAGAGCACAAGAUUGCUCUCUCGACUAUCGCAGAGCACGAGAAGAGGGGGCAUGUCAGAGAGGCAUCUACAAGGCAUGCCGUGCAGAAAGUGCAGAUGUCCAAGUCGGAGAAACGGGCACAGAAAUCAGCAAUGGCGGUUCGCUCUCUCAUCAUCGGGCCCACGUCGGCAGCAGCUGCCCCGAAGAUGACGCCGAUGGUCGCGAAACCUCAGCUCAGCAAGAUCAGGUCGCAACUGAAGGACCCCAAGUCGGCGAACAAGCUUAUAGCUCAACUGCGCCAGCUCCCGGCUUCCGGCGACUCUGCUAUUCAUCCCCAUGCUGGUUGUUCGAACGGACCAAUUCAUGCCGUCUGCCUGGAACAUCCAGAGGCUGAAGAGGAACAUCUUCACUUUGCCAAGCUUCAACAGUCCUCGUCAACCUCGCCCGACGACGCUUCCACGCUUGUCGCCAAUGUGGCUGGCAUCACAUCUGCCCCCGUUGGCAAGCUGGCCGAUCUCUUUAGCGAGAUGCAGGUCGUCGACUUGGUCAAGUCUCCCGAUCUCGGCCUCGGUCAACCUGGGGAUGGGAAAGGCCUCCUCGCUGGAGCCUUGCCAACUGCUGAAACGGUCCUCGAAGGAGUCAGGAAGAUAACACCAGAAUUAAUGGCUUUGGGAUAUGCCACUGGCAAGGUUAUCGCACCGGAUCAUUCAGGAGUUUAUCCCCCGACGGACAGAAUGUCGGUGCUAACAUAUUGGUGGGGUCUGGAAGUACUCCUUCCGCCGCCCUCUUUGGAAUAUCUCGCUAGCGUUCAAUCCGUCACCGGCACCGUUAUCAAUUUCUUGUCUGCUCUGGCCCUUGUUAACAACGGCGUCCGAGAGAUCCUCCCCUUUGUCCGGUACAUCGCCCAAUUCAUCGACUUUGAGUUCAACGCUAUCAAGAAGCAGGACCAGGGUAAUGGUGUUGUCUGCGCAGCGACAUGGAUAAUGCCUGCUGCUUUGGUGCCUCGACCAUGGGAUUUCCCGUUACCUCCCACGUCUGAACCACUGACAGACCCUCCUACGCAAGCAGACAAGCCAGAAGGUCCUGUCCUACCGCCAUCGCAUGGUGUCGUUAUCCCUCCUGUCCCCCUACCCAAGCCGAUGAAUUCACUCCUCGAUGUUGUGGACAAUGGUCCUCUUCCUGUCGAAAUAGCUUCUCGCGGUGAUACUUCUCCUUAA